Sinocyclocheilus anshuiensis is the source of this 6730-nucleotide messenger RNA. RefSeq names its product transient receptor potential cation channel, subfamily M, member 7 (gene trpm7). Gene Ontology annotation, cellular component: plasma membrane. The transcript has 41 exons. Gene Ontology annotation, biological process: protein phosphorylation; calcium ion transport; monoatomic cation homeostasis. The record is from RefSeq and is a predicted model, not a curated record. Gene Ontology annotation, molecular function: calcium channel activity; ATP binding; protein serine/threonine kinase activity. Lineage: Eukaryota; Metazoa; Chordata; Actinopteri; Cypriniformes; Cyprinidae. Bases 230 to 6010 code for a protein of 1926 amino acids.
GCCGCGGUCUGACUCAGCGGGGGGCAGGGCUCAAACCGCCUCCGUCACGCUGCGUCAGUCCAGAGUCGCACAAUUAUGAAAAUUCCACCUUCCGCUGGAGCUGCAGCGGACGCACACGACUCCCUCCGCCGCCACCGGGCUCUCCUUCCGCGGCUCACCGAGCAGCACGGCGCCGAUAGAUGGCUAGACGCCUUGGAUCAGCGCGUCGCGACUCUGAACGGUGAAGAGAAUGUCCCAGAAGUCCUGGAUUGAACACAGUUUCACCAAGAGGGAAUGUGUCUAUAUACUGCCCGUGUCAAAAGACCCGCACAGAUGCCUCCCAGGAUGCCAAAUCUGUCAGCAGCUCGUGCGAUGCUGCUGCGGGCGUCUGGUUCGGCAGCACGUGGGCUUCACCGCCACACUGGCAGUGAAAUACUCAGACGUGCGCCUGACCGAGGGAGAGCUGUCCGAUCUGGAGCAGUGGUCAGUGGAGAAGCACACGGAGGAGAGUCCCACUGAUGCUUACGGAGUCAUCAACUUCCAGGGAGGAUCCCAUUCGUACAGAGCCAAGACGGGCGGCACCAGACUCUCUACCUGCUGUCGAUACACUUUAUUCAUCGGAAGAGACGUUGUAGCGCCGUACCAAACCCUGCUGAAUCCUCUCAGUAAACUCAACGUGCUGAACAACUUCCACUCUCAUUUCGUCCUGGUGGAUGAUGGGACAGUCGGGAAAUAUGGAGCUGAAGUCAAACUCAGGAGAGAGCUGGAGAAACACAUUAACCUGCAGAGAAUCCACGCCCGCAUUGGUCAGGGCGUCCCGGUCGUGGCUCUGAUCUUUGAAGGAGGUCCAAAUGUGAUCCUGACGGUGCUGGAGUAUCUUCAGGAGAGCCCGCCGGUGCCGGUGGUGGUGUGUGAGGGAACCGGACGCGCCGCUGAUAUACUGGCAUACGUACACAAGCAGACGGAGCAGGACGGAGCGCUGCCUGACGGCGUUGAGGCCGACAUCAUUGCGACAAUCAAGAAAACGUUCAACUUUAGCCAGAGCGACGCACUGCAUCUCUUCCAGACGCUGAUGGAGUGCAUGAAGAACAAAGAGCUGAUCACAGUGUUUCCUGUGGGCUCGGAGGACCAUCAGGACAUCGAUGUGGCAAUCCUGAAGGCUCUGCUCAAAGGCACGAACGCGUCGGCCUUCGAUCAGCUGGUCCUGACGCUGGCGUGGGAUCGGGUGGAUAUCGCUAAAGAUCACGUGUUUGUUUAUGGACAACAGCUGCUGGUGGGCUCCCUCGAGCAGGCGAUGUUGGAUGCGUUGGUGAUGGACCGUGUGGAGUUUGUUAAGCUCCUGAUAGAGAAUGGCGUCAGUAUGCACCGGUUCCUCACAAUCACACGUCUGGAGGAGCUGUACAACACGAAACAAACUCCGACCAAUCCGACGCUCUAUCACCUGGUGAGGGACGUCAAACAGGGUAACCUCCCGCCCAACUAUAAGAUCACGCUGAUCGACAUGGGGCUGGUGAUCGAGUAUCUGAUGGGAGGAACGUACAGGUGCAACUACACACGCAAACGCUUCCGCAUCAUCUACAACAACCUGCACGGGAACAGCCGGCGGUCAGGUCGACACACAGCUGGCAGCUCCCAUGAGUCCUUCAGCAUUCAAGCAGAUAAAAAAGAGAAGACACGACACAAUCACUUCAUCAACACAGCUCAGCCCUACAAACCCAGGCUGGACUCUGUCUCCGAGCAGCAGAAGAAGAAGAGUAAGGAGGAGGUGGUGGACAUCGAUGAUCCGGAGACGCGCAGGUUCCCGUACCCCUUCAACGAGCUGCUGGUGUGGGCCGUGCUGAUGAAGCGGCAGAAGAUGUCUCUGUUCUUCUGGCAGCACGGCGAGGAGUCCAUGGCCAAAGCUCUGGUGGCCUGCAAACUGCUGCGCUCCAUGGGAUACGAGGCCAAGAAGAGCGACGUGGUGGACGACACGUCCGAGGAGCUGAAGGAGUAUUCCAAUGAGUUCGGCACGCUGGCGGUGGAUCUGCUGGAGCAGUCGUUCAGGCAGGACGAGACGAUGGCCAUGAAGCUGCUGACGUACGAGCUGAAGAACUGGAGCAACUCCACCUGUCUGAAGCUGGCGGUGUCGUCGCGCCUCCGGCCGUUCGUGGCUCACACCUGCACACAGAUGCUGCUCUCCGACAUGUGGAUGGGCCGCCUGAACAUGCGCAAGAACUCCUGGUACAAGGUGAUCCUGAGCAUCCUGGUUCCUCCUGCCAUCCUCCUGCUGGAGUACAAGACCAAAGCGGAGAUGUCCCACAUUCCCCAGUCGCAGGACGCUCAUCAGAGCAUGGAGGACAGCGAGCACAACCUGCAGAAGCCUGACGACAUCCCCAUGGAUGUGUUUAAGGAAGCCCGUCCCAAUGAGAACGCUGAUGUGAAGAAUGAGAUGGAGGUGCACGUGCGUUCCCGCCGGUUACCCAUCACACGCAAGUUCUACGCCUUCUACCACGCGCCGAUCGUCAAGUUCUGGUUCAACACGCUCUUUUAUAUCGGUUUCCUGAUGCUGUAUUCAUACGUGGUGCUGGUGCGAAUGGAGCCGUUUCCAUCUCCUCAGGAAUGGGUCGUCAUUCUUUACAUCUUCACGCUGGCGGUGGAGAAGAUUCGAGAGAUGUUCAUGUCUGAAGGAGGCAAAAUCAGUCAGAAGAUUAAAGUCUGGUUCAGCGACUACUUCAACGUGUCUGAUUUCCUGGCGCUCCUGAUGUUCUUUGUGGGCUUCGGCCUGCGCUUCGGCUCGGGGAGCGUGUUCAUCGCGGGCCGGAUCGUGUACUGUCUGAACAUCAUCUUCUGGUACGUGCGGCUGCUGGAUAUCUUGGCGGUCAAUCAGCAGGCUGGACCUUACGUCAUGAUGAUCGGGAAGAUGGUGGCCAACAUGUUCUACAUCGUGGUCAUCAUGGCCGUCGUGCUGCUGAGUUUUGGGGUUCCUCGGAAAGCCAUUCUGUACCCAAACGAGGAUCCCUCGUGGACUUUGGCCAAAGAUGUGGUGUUCCAGCCUUACUGGAUGAUGUACGGUGAAGUUUACGCCUACGAGAUCGACGUGUGUGCGAACUCGAGCGAGGAUCACGCUAAGGAGCUGUGUGCGACGGGUGUGUGGUUGACGCCGCUGCUGCAGGCCGUCUAUCUGUUUGUCCAGUACAUUCUGAUGGUCAACCUGCUCAUCGCCUUCUUCAAUAACGUCUACAUGCAGGUGAUGUCCAUAUCCAACCUGGUGUGGAAAUACCAGCGCUAUCACUUCAUCAUGGCGUACCACGACAAGCCGGUGCUUCCGCCGCCGCUGAUUCUGCUCAGCCACGCCGCGUCUGUACUGUCCUCCAUCUGCAGGAAGAGGAAGAAGGACAGCAGCGCCUACGGACUAAAGCUCUUCCUGACCGAGGAGGACCAGAAGAAGCUGCACGACUUCGAGGAGCAGUGCGUGGAGACGUACUUCCAUGAGAAAGACGAUCAGUUUCACUCUGGGAGUGAGGAGAGAAUCAGACUCACGUCCGACAGGGUGGAAACGAUGUGUGUGCAGCUGAAGGAGGUCGGAAACAAGGUGAACUUCAUCAAGCGCUCUUUGCACACGCUGGAUUCUCAAAUCGGACACCUGCAGGAUCUGUCGGCGCUCACGGUGGACACGCUAAAGGCGCUGACAGCGCAGCGAGCGUCCGAGGCUAGCAAAGUGCACAACCAGAUCACACGCGAGCUCAGCGUCUCCAAGAACCUGGGGCCCGACGUGACGGGGCACUCGAAGUCGAGCGCGCUGGUGCGGUGCAGCGUGGGAUUCCUGCCUCCCGCCGCCAGCAUAGCAGAGUCUCUGUUUGGGGGCGGAGCUGGAGGCGGAGCCGAGGAGCGACAGGGGGCAGCGCUUCCUCGGAGCCCCGAGGCUGGAUCGAGGUCAGAUCCGGCUCCAGCCACCUGUUUUUCAGAGCUCUUCCUGACCGAGGAGGACCAGAAGAAGCUGCACGACUUCGAGGAGCAGUGCGUGGAGACGUACUUCCAUGAGAAAGACGAUCAGUUUCACUCUGGGAGUGAGGAGAGAAUCAGACUCACGUCCGACAGGGUGGAAACGAUGUGUGUGCAGCUGAAGGAGGUCGGAAACAAGGUGAACUUCAUCAAGCGCUCUUUGCACACGCUGGAUUCUCAAAUCGGACACCUGCAGGAUCUGUCGGCGCUCACGGUGGACACGCUAAAGGCGCUGACCGCGCAGCGAGCGUCCGAGGCUAGCAAAGUGCACAACCAGAUCACACGCGAGCUCAGCGUCUCCAAGAACCUGGGGCCCGACGUGACGGGGCACUCGAAGUCGAGCGCGCUGGUGCGGUGCAGCGUGGGAUUCCUGCCUCCCGCCGCCAGCAUAGCAGAGUCUCUGUUUGGGGGCGGAGCUGGAGGCGGAGCCGAGGAGCGACAGGGGGCAGCGCUUCCUCGGAGCCCCGAGGCUGGAUCGAGGUCAGAUCCGGCUCCAGCCACGUUCUUCGUCAGCACGCCGUCACAGCUCACGGACUCGCGCACACACACGGAGCCGGCGCACGCCGCGGAGGAGUUCGGGGCCUUCGCGGGUGAGUAUGAGGAGGAAGAGGAGGGUGUUUAUGAGAGAAGUGAUGGAGGCCCCCCAGUGGUGGUCGUGAGUGACCCUGAGCGCGAAGGAUACGUCAAUCACGCCUUCGCUGACGAUGAAGACGACCCGCCCGAAAGAAACACGCCCCUCCCUCUGGCCGCUGAGCUCGGGCCCCGGGGCCCCCCGUGCUUCCGGAGAGAUGGCUGCUGCAGACGCGCGCUGAACAGACUCAGACAGAGGAGUGGAGGUCACAAGGAUGAUCCUGAAGGUCAGAGGUCGUUCCCUGAAGAGGUUGCUGUGAGCAGCCAGCAGUCGAGUCCCUCCAGAAAGGCUCAGGAUGCGGCGGCGGCAGCGCAGGGUCACAUGCGGACGGUGAACUCAUACGCCGGCUUCACCGAGUUCGACAGAAACCCUUCGUUCCUGCAUCCAGAGUCCACGCUCGGUAAGCAGGAGAGGACGCGUGUGUCGCUGGAGGACGUCUCUCGUUAUGAGGAUCUGCUGCUGGGGAAAUCAGCUCAGUCCAGCAGACUUUCUGGGCGGCGUGACGCUGCAGGUCUGUACGCUGGGCGACACACACACCUGGGGGUGCGUAAGGACUCGAUCGGUUCUCCGUUCAAGCCCAUGGAGAGUUAUCAGUAUUCAGCGGUGGAGCGUAAUAACCUGAUGCGGUUGUCUCAGAGUAUUCCAUUCACCCCAGUGCCCCCUAGAGGUAAGACGCAGCACUGCCCUCCUGUCUCUCUCUGUCCCAUCAGGCUUUGCUGUUUAUCAUGUAGUUCUGGGCGGCGUGACGGUAGUGAUUGGUUUUUACAUGUGAGAGAAGAAACAUGGAGUGAUAUUAAAAUACAUCAGACAAAUACGCCACUGAAACGGUGUUUGUGUUUGUGUUGUGAACAGGAAAUACAGCAGCAGAGAGCAGCUCAGAAACUCACGUUUGCCUUCAAUCAGAUCAGACCCAAAACCAUCCCGUACUCACCCAGGUUUCUGGAGGUGUUCCUGCUCUACUGUCACUCUGCCGGUCAGUGGUUUGCCAUCGAGGAGUGCAUCACUGGAGACUUCCGCAAGUUUAAUAACAACAAUGGGGAUGAAAUCGUCCCGACCAACCUUCUGGAAGAAACCAUGCUGGCCUUCAGCCACUGGACGUAUGAAUACACGCGAGGAGAGCUGCUGGUGCUGGAUCUGCAGGGGGUCGGCGAGAUACUGACAGAUCCGUCAGUCAUUAAGAGCGGAGAGAAAGGGUCUUAUGAUAUGAUCUUUGGCCCUGCGAAUCUUGGAGACGAUGCCAUUCGAAACUUCCGCACCAAGCAUCACUGUAACUCGUGCUGCAGAAAACUCAAACUUCCCGAUCUGAAGCGGAACGACUACACUCCUGAUAAACUGACGUCCUCCGAGGGCCCGUCCCAUUCGCCGCCUGCAGGGGGCGCCGCUAAAGAACAGCGUCCCUCAAUGCGCUUAAUGCUGUGAGCCGCACACAGACUCGCAUCUCUGAAAACACUCUUCACAAGACAGAAACUAAGACACGGUGUGUGUGUGUGUGUGGAGGACACGUUUUAUACGAACGCGUCGCCUCUGAACAAAUGCAAUCUAGAGAUGUUUUAAAAAGUCACAUUUUAUCCUGUACAACUAUAACAGGGAGUAUGAGCUUUUAAAAGUAUUUUUUAACAUUUUUAUGUCUGUAUGAAACUAUAAAGUGGUUAAUAACUGGUACAAUAUCAGUGUAUAGAGUUAAAUAUUUAUUCUAAACUACUACAAGUUGCCUUGUAUAAAAUAAAAGCAGUUUUACAUGUGAUGUCUGUCACUUUUUGGAAAGAACACUUGCUCGUUAUACUAUUAUCAGAUUUUGUACAGAGCUGUAUGCCAAGAGAAUGUGUUUAUGUACAGAGCUGUAUGAAUGCAUUUAUGGUUCAGACUUCCUAUGCGUCUGAAUCUGGUCAGAUUGCAAUGCAAGAUUUCACUGAAACCGGUCCAUGCAGUCAAGACUCCUCUUUAUAAUGUCACCGCGGUACUGUUGUCCUUUACUGUCUCCGGAGGAUCGUGAGAGUGUUGAUGUAGUGUAUCUCAUAGAUGCAUUUAUCUGGCACCAUGCUAUCAGCUGAAACGUGAGAAUAUCUGAUGCUGGCGAUACUAUAUUAAUGGACCUGUACACAUUUUUUACUGUAUAUUUAAUAAAACACUGAAAAAUCA